Molecule: messenger RNA, 2116 nt
Organism: Ciona intestinalis (vase tunicate)
Lineage: Eukaryota; Metazoa; Chordata; Ascidiacea; Phlebobranchia; Cionidae
Source: RefSeq, a predicted model, not a curated record
UAAUAUCUGUGAGAUUGUGAGUAGGUUUAGCGGUAGGCCGUUAAAGCAGGGUGCCUAAACAACCCUAACGAGAGUUUCUCGUUACAAGUGUACUCAAAACAGUUGUUUGGUUUCAUGCAAUGCUACCACCCAAUUCCAAUGGAUAUAAGAGCCGUUUAAUCCGUCCAAAAACAGUAUUUAUAAUUGCUGCUUUGGGCUUGCUGAUAUAUAGCUUCAGUCUUAGAGGUAACUUUGAUGGCGAUUUAUUUAUCCAACAUUAUCAACAUUUAAGCUCUAAGUUCAAUGUCAAACCGUUGGUAACGAAUUGGUUGAACCGAACUAUAAGGUUACACGGUCCGUUGAAAAAGUUACUGACUCAAGUUUAUGAUGACGAAGAACAACGUUCUGUUGAAAACGGAACUUACAGUACAGACACGGGUGGCUCUUUGAAUACACCACCCACAAAGGAAGGCAGUCCUUCAGUCAAUACACAAUCGUUAAUUGUCAAUCAAAUCUUAACAACUUCUGCGUUUAAGGCUUUAACGUCGAAAAUAGGUAAUGUGGAAGCAGAAACAACAGCAGCAGUACAACCUACAACAAAAACAACCACAAUAACACCUACAACAACAACAAUUAUAACAGCAUCAACAAAAGCUAUAGCAGCAAAGGCACCAAGCACAACAGUAAAGGCAUCAACAACAACAACAACAACAGCAGCAGCAAAAGUAAAAGCAACAAAAUUCCAAUCAACACUUGAUAAAACCGAUUUUGUUAAAACCGCAAGUCCAACAUGCGCGUCAUGGAGAACUGGAAUAAACUGGUCUAAACCAGUUAAACCAACUGUUCAUUUGAACUCGGAAAAGUAUCUGUACCCUGGAUUAAUAUGGGGACCUAACAAUCAAAUUGUCGGCUUGUGGCAAUCGAUGUAUCUUGCCAUACGACUAAACAGGACACUGAUAUUGCCUUACUUUCACUCCCAUUUCACAAACGGAGGGGAAAAACGUGUGACGCCUGAUGAACGCUUAGAUGGUGAGAAGAUACGUCAGUUCAUGAGCACUAUUUCUGUGGAAGAGGCGAAUAAAAGAUGUGGGGGGUCAUUUGAUGUCGCUUUACAGGCAAUGUCAAUUCGUUGGGUGGAAACGAGGCAAUUUGAAUUAGACACAGACAUGAAGGUCUUUAAUCCAACUAGAAAUCGAACUUACUCUGGAUCUACAAGACUCAGACUUAAUGAUAAUGAUGUUAAACCACCUCCCAGUAUACCUACCUUUCCAGGAGAAAACUACACAGUAACCUACCAACCGUGGCUUACUUCUGAUAAAUCAACGUUGUUAAAAGCUUACUCAACUUCGGCCGAAUGUGCGGUGUACGUCGGGCCAUUCUUUACCAUUCGCAUUGGUUUAAAAGACAACAUUGCAUCCCCUUUGCCAGCGAAUUUGAGUGGCGUCAUUUCGUAUGACGAAAUUCCUGAUGACGUCAUGUACUCGGCUGUUGUGGACGCAGUUCGACGCCCAUUGUGUAUAGAAGAAGCAGCGAAGGCGUAUAUCGAAGAAACUUAUAACAAUGAAGAAUAUGCGGCAAUACAUUGGCGAUAUGACAAAAAGGAUUGGGGUAGAAGGUGCGAAGGAGUUACCUCGGAUGCAUGUACAAUAGUACAAAAUGUGACUCCUGCGCAUUUAGCUACGGCUAUCGUUAGUGAAAUACGAGCUGCAGAGAACAGAACGUUUAAAUACGCUUAUAUAGCAACGCCGCCCGCAAUAAGAGACUUUCGAGAUGAAGCACUGAGUGAGAUCGUCAAACAAAACCCUGACUUUAUUAACACAAAAGGAGAUAUAACGACGUUUUUAACCACUCGGUAUGAAAGUUGUUGGGAAAACGGGAGAUGGGAAAAUCUGGGGGAAAUUGUGUCUCUUGUUGAGAUGGAACUAAUGCGUAAUAGCCAAUGGUUUUUUCACUCCUUAGGCUCCACAUGGUCAAGUAACGUAAGGCCCAUAAGAUUAAAAUCAUCCACAGAUGGUGUUUUUGUAAGAAAGUUUGAAGUUUCCGUUCUUGAUGCUGUAUCAAAAGUACAGAAAAUUAACGUCGAUAUUAAUUAAAUAUAUAGUAGGGUGGGGUAAGAUUGGACACCUUUAGCAUAUCA